Molecule: messenger RNA, 1470 nt
Organism: Rhizophagus irregularis DAOM 181602=DAOM 197198
Lineage: Eukaryota; Fungi; Glomeromycota; Glomeromycetes; Glomerales; Glomeraceae
Molecular function (GO): protein binding
Source: RefSeq, a predicted model, not a curated record
AAAAAAAAAAAAAAAAUUACAUACAAAUAUUUUCUCAUUUUUUUCUUUUAAAAAAUGAAUACGGAACUAUCAAAUUUAUUACUUAGAGGAUAUACUAAAAUUCUUGAAACUGGAGAAUUUUAUGACAUAGAAAUAUUAGUCGGAGAACAACCGAACACUAAAAUUUUUCGUUUACAUUCUUUCGUAUUGAAAGUAUGUUCACCAUAUUUUCGUACCGCAUUAUCAAGUAAUUGGAUAAAAAUUGAAAAUAAUAUUAUUAAAUUUAAAAAACCAAAUAUUUCAGUAAAAGUAUUCGACAUUCUUACCAAGUUUAUAUAUAGUGGUAAACUUGAACUUGAAAAUAAUAAUGUCAAAACAAAUGUUGCACUUUUAAUUGCAGCUGAUGAAUUAUGUCUUAGUGAUUUAUGCAUUUAUAUUGAGAAAUGUCUUUUAAAGAACGUAGAAUUAUUAAAACAAAAUUUUGUUCUUAUUCAAGAUAUUUCAAACAAAUUCACUCAAUUUAUAUACUUAUCACAAUUUUAUAAUGAUACUUUUCAAAAAGAUCCUUCAUUAAUUUUUAAAGCAAAUGAUUUCACUACAAUCAAAAAAGAAAUUCUUCUUGAUAUUAUUGCUAACAAAAAUCAUUUUUUAAAUCCUAUUGAAAUUUGGGAUAAACUUAUGGAAUGGGCUAUUGAUCAAUCUAAUGAAUUACCUUCUGAUGUUACAAAAUGGACUGAUAUUAAUGUAACAAUAUUUAAGAAAUUAAUUCAACCAUUUAUAUCUCAUAUUAAUUUUCAAGAAAUAACUCGUGUAGACUUUUUUCAAAAAAUUAAACCUUUCAAGAAUGUUUUUGAUGACAAAUUUUAUAUUAAAAUUCUUGAACAUUAUUCUUUCAAUAAUAUUCAUGAUGAGUUAAUGAAUUCUCCAGAAUUUAUAUCGGAACCUUCUAUGCCUUUUUUUAUUUCACCCCCUUCAUCUCCUUUAAUGCCAAACAAUUCUAACCGUAAUUAUAAUUAUAUUCCCGGCCGUUCCCGUUCUAUGCGCUCCGUUCGCUUUAACUCUAUUCCUCCUCCCCCACCACCUCCUCCCCCCGUCUCUCAGCCUAUCUCUCAAAGUAUGCCACAUAUCCCACCUCCACCCAUUCGAUACCCGCUUCCUGGUCCGCGUCCUCAUUUCCGUGGGAGAGGGGGUAGAUUUUAGUUUUUAAAAUAUAGAAAUUUUGAGAUUAUUGGGAUCAUAAAUUAUCUAUAUAUAUUAUUCCCUUGUUUAUUUUUUUAUUUAAUUUUUUUUUUUAAAUAUUCUGGUCAGAAUUAAAUAAUCUAAGGUUAAUCAAUUUUUCAAAUAGUUUGGGCGUAAUGUGUAAAGUGCGAGUGUACAUUUUUGACCUGCUGUUACAAAAACAAAUCAAUUUGUAAUUAAAAAAUUCUUUUGAUAGAAUUUUAGAAAUUUCUAAUGUAAAUAAAUAAAUUUUUCUUUUUUUUUCACGAAAAA